GUCCUCAAGUGUAGAUGUUUCGAGUCCUGCAUGAUGGGGUCUUCAUAGCACUUCAGAUGACCUCUGAAGAAGCCUACGACCGUGCUGUUUUACGUUUCGAGUGAACAACGUAGUCCGACCACCAGACCAGGCCCAACUGAAAAUGGUUAAGUACGUACGUCAGAGACAAGGCAAAGUAUGCUGAUAAGAGAGGGGAUCACGAGAGUGAGAAAAGCGGGCGUAAAGAUAGCUUCCGCAUUCACGUGAAGCGGUUGAUGGACGGAUCCACCUGUGACAAGCUCUGCUAUCGUUGCAUCGUUGACAAACCGUGAUGUACAGAUGUACCCGGCCACCCACGAGGGCAGUUCCCGAGCACGCAGGAACUGCGUGAUCAGAGGACAACUGAUGGACUGUGACUUGGUAUCUGGAUUUUGACUUAGAGCAACUUUCACCGCUUCCACUGUGGUAGGACUUGGGAUCCAGCAUCGAAUUAGGAUGAACGCAGGAGUCUCGUUGAAAUUCAUGCUUCACCUUUAGCUCGCUAUGCUGGAAACCUAACACUUUCCAAGCCCAACAACUGAUUUCCUUAUGGUAUUCUUAGUUUGGCAUUCCUAGUUUUUUUGAACCCUGUGUGUCAACACCUGUUGAAGCUGUAAAGUAACAAAGAAGCAAGUUUCCUCGAUUACUUUCACGAAGAUCCAUGUGAUUAUUCACGUACUUUUUCUCGUACUGCAAAUGAGUUUCGCAGGACUCCAUGAGAUGGGUCCGGGACCAUAUACGCCUAACAUGAUACUGAAUUUUACAGUAGUCGCUUCUAAUCUCGGGAAACAGAUAGAUGUCCAAAACACUUAUAGUGGAGGAUGCAGAUGGAAAAUUAGUGAGAGAUGUCUUUAGUUUAGUUGCUUUAGUGUUCCAGAACUGCAGACGAUUACGGUACUGUAUUUUCCCGCGUGUAUUGAUGAGGAUCUGGAUGGAAAGUGCACGAAGCAAGCUUCAGUUGGUGGCGUGGAAGAUGAAGAUGAGGAUUGACUGAGGACCAUGUCAUGGUUUUGAGCGGCACAACAACCCGUGAUAUAAUCAGGUCACUUGUUAGUUUGGGUAUCCGAGCUCCUAGUCCCGCUACACCGUAAUUCUGUGAUGCCUUCAGAGGAUGCAGGUGCACGAAUCGGGAGCUGACGAAUUGCCAUCACAAGUUGAAGCCGACAGCGGCACUUACCAUGACGAACCUUCUGCACGCAGCCGUUCCCAACAUCGGUCUAACAAAGGGAGGAGUCCAAUCUUUCCGGGAGGACCCGGCUUAGCCAUGGCACCAACUGUCUCCGGAUGGGUCUUCUGCGCCAGCUGCAUGAAUGUCAACCUUCCUCUUUUGGGCAUCGAAGCUGUGCUACUUUGUCCCCAUCCGCCCCCGACUGCAGGAGGAGGAGGAGGCUCGGCAGGUUCGGCGAUGUAUGAAGUAGCAUCGACCGUCACGAGCAAGGACGGAGCGUUCCACCUAACAGCUAACGCUUCCUACGCCAGUAUCAUGAAUCAGUGCGCUGUCAUCAUAGCCAAGAGCUCCGUUUCCAACUGUGACUUGCCACCUCCCACAGGCACCAGCAUCCCUGUCUCCACUUCCUCGACCCCGUCAGAGGCGAUGUCAGCUCCCGAUGUCUUGCACUACUCCGUGGGCUCGUUCUCCUUCCGCCCUGCCUCGUGCUCAUUCGGUAAACCCCGAAGCCUUUUGCAACAUGGAGAGGAGCCAUUGGGCAUGGAGCAGGGUCCGGAGAAGAAUCAACAUCACAAGAGUACGAGAAACCCGAUCUCUGGGUCGGAUCCUCAUGGUGGGAACGAGGAGCCAGCUCUGUUGGCCCAUCCCAUCAAACACUCUUCCCGCUCCUACUCCUCCUCCUCCUCUCAAUACGGCAACGAUAUCAACAACCAUAACAACGAGAAGGACAAAAGAACUAUGCGAGCUGCAGCUGGUGCUGGCGCUUUGAAGCUGCCGUCGUUCCUCCUCAAGUCCACGGCCAUGCACUCUAGGACUUCCUUUCCAAAGUCCAUGAUGAUGGUCAAUCCCUCUUCCCGUCAUCCCACUGUCCAAACUAGCAGUCGUCGAGUCAACCGUGGAGGAGGAGGCCCUCCCACCGAGAUUUAUGCCAACAGCCGCCGCCACACUCGUGGAGGAACUCCCCGUGCCGAGUCCGUCGCUGGCACCCUCGUCCUCGAACCCAAACCCUGAUCAGCCGAUGGACCGAAGAAGAGAGAGCGGAGCUCUGGCUUGUCUGAUGGAGGAUGAAUUCUGGUCACAUUGUUUACUAGGUGAUGGGUAGUAUGCGCCGAGAAUUGGUUUGACCCGAGGACUUGUUCAGUCUGACAUAUUAUAAGGAAGUGGGCUGAUGGUCGAGAGCGGGCUGGUCCACAUUUACAUUACGUGUUUAGCAGUCUCUUAGAGAAGAUGAUGGAUGGAGAAGGAGAAGAUCGUCACGAGAACGUGCGGGUGGAAGAAGAAACAGCGAUCGUCUGCAAGCAGGGAUUUAUUCUUGGGUUUUAGAAAGCAAUCGAAGCCGGCAGGAGUUUGAUAUGCACGUGUCUAGUGCUUUCAUUUGCUUAUAGUUCGUAUACAAUCGUUCAUCAAUUGGACCGAUUUUCAUCGUAUUCACGGACUGACAAGACAAGAGUGUACCCCUCAACAGCACCGGAGCCGUGCUCGAACCUCGUUGAAGGCUCGAAGACUCGAGAUGCCCUCCCUUCACUGCAUCUCGUCGUCGUGAACUGCAAUUGUUUGUGUGUGCAGUAUAGACAAUUGGACCCAUCACACUUUGUACUUCACCCCAAAAAUAUAAUUUUUACCAGGAUGAAUAUUUGUCCCGGAUACACGACC
Marchantia polymorpha subsp. ruderalis is the source of this 2839-nucleotide messenger RNA. NCBI's taxonomy places the organism in Eukaryota, Viridiplantae, Streptophyta, Marchantiopsida, Marchantiales, Marchantiaceae. The record is from the annotation of a GenBank genome assembly.